Coffea eugenioides is the source of this 1921-nucleotide messenger RNA. Its product is annotated as cell division control protein 48 homolog B-like. The record is from RefSeq and is a predicted model, not a curated record. Gene Ontology annotation, molecular function: ATP hydrolysis activity; ATP binding. NCBI's taxonomy places the organism in Eukaryota, Viridiplantae, Streptophyta, Magnoliopsida, Gentianales, Rubiaceae. The transcript is spliced from 8 exons. Bases 1 to 1410 code for a protein of 469 amino acids.
AUGGCGAAUCAACUAUUAGCUCAGAGGCAAAAACUUAACCUCUACUGGGGCAAAAUUCUGGACUAUUUUCAGUCCUCUUUAUUCAAAGUGGAUGCAAUUGAUCCCGCGCUUAGAAGGUCUGGGCGUUUUGACACAGAGAUUGAAGUCAUAACACCUAGUGAAGCUGAACGCUUUCAAAUUCUCAAGCUCUACAUAAAGAGGCUUUCUUUGGAUCCCGAUGUCAACUUGCAAUCCUUGGCUGCUGCGUGCAAUGGUUAUGUUGGAGCAGAUUUAGAAGCUUUGUGUCGUGAGGCUGCUCUUUCUGCACUUAGAAAAUCUUCAGAUGGAGAUCUUGGAGGCAAAAUAUGUAACAUAACAGUGGAUGAUUUUAAACAUGCUAGGUCAAUUGUUGGGCCGAGUAUAACAAGAGGUGUUACAGUUGAAAUCCCAAAGGUUUCUUGGGAAGACAUUGGGGGUCAAUAUGAGUUAAAGAAAAAGCUUCAGCAAGCUGUUGAGUGGCCCUUGAAACACUCUUCAACUUUUUCACGGCUCGGGGUGUCCCCUAUUCAAGGAAUCCUUCUUCAUGGACCUCCAGGCUGUUCGAAAACAACACUUGCUAAAGCUGCUGGUCAUGCAGCCCAAGCAUCUUUCUUUUCAUUGAGUGGUGCAGAACUCUUUUCUAUGUAUGUUGGUGAAGGCGAAGCUUUGUUGCGUAAUACAUUUCGGAGGGCUCGUCUUGCAGCUCCUAGUAUAAUUUUUUUCGACGAGGCUGAUGUUGUUGCUGCAAGACGAGGAGGAAGUUCAAGUGGCAGCACUACAGUGGGUGAGAGACUUUUAUCUACUCUACUAACAGAAAUGGAUGGUUUAGAGGAGGCAAAAGGCAUUCUUGUUUGGGCUGCUACAAACCGUCCUCAUGCAAUUGAUGCUGCACUUAUGCGACCUGGACGCUUUGAUCUAGUGCUUUAUGUCCCACCACCUGAUCUGGAAGCUCGAUAUGAAAUUCUUCGAGUUCAUACACGUGGUAUGAAAGUGGAUCCUGAUGUUGAUUUGAGACAGAUAGCAGCAGAUACGAAGCUCUUCACUGGGGCUGAACUGGAGGGGCUCUGCAAAGAGGCUGGAAUUGUAGCUUUGAGGGAAGAUAUAUCGGCCACUCUUGUUUGUAGUCAGCAUUUCCAAACAGUCAGGAAUUCCCUAAAACUAGCUCUUACAAGAGAGGAUAUCAAUUUUUAUUCCUCAUUCAUGAAAAAUCCGUUGUUGAGGUCUUCUGCUCCAUCUAAACCCAGGUCCAACCAUAGAGUCAAGGAGACCAAGAAACUUUUCAUUUUGACGAUACCCAUUACGCUUGGUGUCAUUGGUUUUAUGUUGUAUGGUGGGAUUAAAUAUUUUUUGACAUCUCCAGACAGAGUACCGAAAGUUUUAGCCAGUACAUGAUGGAUGAGUCACAUUUCACUAUAAUUGCAUCAAAGAUGAUUGUACUUGCUGGUCUCUUAUGCUGAGCAAUAUAGUAUUGAACACUCUGGAGACUAAAGACGAUUGUACUGGCUAGUCUCGAGCACUUGCCAUUUUUUGGAGUUGGGGGGGCCUGACUUUUGUAUGAAGACUGUUGAAGAACUAGAAUCUGAUUACCAGGCUUAAACCAAGGAGUUUGUAUCCGUUGUCUCAUCUCCUGUCCCCAGCUCCCAAGUCUUGUCUUCUGCUUUUAGUUUGCAAUGAUGCACAGUUAAUGUUAAGGGCACUUUGUCAGCAGGAAACGCUUGGGCUGCCAAAGGAUGCAUUUGAAGCGGAUUCGUAACAUGUAUGAGAGUUGAAAUUAUAUUACAGCAAAUUCUUUUAAUCAGACUGAUGAAUGUUGUAGUUUUCUUUCCUUUUAGUUCCCUUCCAAAGAUUGUUAGCUUACUCAUUAUUAUUAUUACUAUUAUUUUGGUCAAAACGGCAACCUGUA